UUAUUCCAAAGUCAGUACAAUACAGUAGCGGUGACGUACAGUACACGAGAGUGUCUCAUAUUACAGCUAGGAUUACAAACAUUUACUGAAAUUUCCCUUUUAAAUAGAAACGGUUGAAGCUCGCAACUACAAGGAUCUGAUUUUGUUCGUGAUAGCUGACUUAUUAUACUGGGAAUCCUUUCAACGACUUCAACAGAAUAAAUCACGAGUUCCAUUACAGGAAAAAUAUCUUCACUGAGCCGCUGCAAUUUCGUUUUGAGAGAAAUUUUCUACCAUAUUUUAAAACAUGGGACCGGAGCCCGAACCAGAAACCACGCCCGAGGCCGAGCCAGAGCCGGAGUCGGAGCCCGAACUUUCACCAGGGAUGUCAUCUCAGGAUGGUGUGACUCUCACUGAAAUGAUGGUUCCUCCCUUCGCAUUGAUCGGCUUGUUAUUAUUUGGGAUGAUGAUACUCAUGUUUACAACGUGUUGGAAGAGGAGAGCAAAAAGGCCACAAUUCCGAAGCAAAACUGCUGACAAAGUUGAGGUUAUUCUACUUGGGUCUAUGACCGAAUCUCAAUGCGGCGAGCAAUCAGAGGAAUUUUUAACCUCCGGAGAAAUCAAAUCGAUGGAGGCACUAAGACGACACUACAACAGACCCCUGUCUUUGUUUCUCAUCACCUUGCCAGCCAUCAUCUCUCUAUCUAUCGGCCCAUGUCUACUCCUACUUAGAGCCCCUCUGAUAGCCGCCUUCUGGCCCAAUGGUCUACCCAAUAUCAAUGAUGGUGUGGCCUGCUUCAUGGCACCAGCUGGGCUUGUAUAUGCAGUCACAUUCGGUUUUACUUUUCAAUCCGUAUUGGACAAGCAACGCGGUAUCACAACCACAGUCUCCACCGAAGUAGGAUUCCUCGAUCAGAUUCUCGCAAUGACGUCAAGGAUGACGUCACUGACAACAGAAGAUAGACUCAAAAUCUACAGGUUGGUGAAGACAGAGAUCAUUUCUAUCAUGCAGCAGAUUACUGGUCGACGGGGUGUGAGCUCAAGGACUACCACCAUGACUACUCUGCAGGUCAGAUCUGGGACGUCGUCCAUGUCUUGCAGAAAGAUGACACAGAUAGAGACCACUGUGAUACUACCAUCGUCGAGAAAAUUAUAAGUAAUCUUCAGGAGUUGGCGACCUGUUCAACACAGCGUAACAUGGCCCUGCACUAUACGGUACACCCUCUGCUGUGGACGUUCUUAGAGGUGCUGGGAUUCUUCUCUUACUUCGGUGUCAUGCUUAUUGUGACGGAGUCAAGUCAAAUGGACCUCAUGAUGUGUAUCAUAACAGUAUUCUCAAUUAGUUUGCUUUGUUACGUCAUUGGUGAUCUUGAUCAUCCAUUCAGCGGCUACUUCAGGGUCAAUCUGAGUACAUUGUGGCAUCUGGUUGGCAAAGCCGAGUAUUUCUACCACCAGGAGCAGGGUCAAGAUUCGAAUUGCAUCCAUACACCAAGUACCACAUCCCUCUCCACUGCCACGCCCAGCAAGAAACUUUCACCCUCUACCCCCAGUGCUCGAUCAAGACAGACUUUAUAACAAAAACUGUAGACUUUAUGUCGACCUUUUUUCCGUAGCUAUUAUGUAAAUUAUUCGUUUAAUAGCUUGCUCUAUUCAGUCAACAAUUACCUGUAACUUUUAAAUAUCCCUAGAAGAAUGGCAACGAACUCAAAGCCAAAAUAUUAAAGCUUAUCUGCCAUAGUUUACAGGAGGGAUUAGAGCGCU
Messenger RNA from Strongylocentrotus purpuratus (purple sea urchin), 1740 nucleotides. RefSeq lists its product as uncharacterized. The transcript is spliced from 10 exons. The coding region runs from base 287 to 1135 and encodes 282 amino acids. The record is from RefSeq and is a predicted model, not a curated record. Lineage: Eukaryota; Metazoa; Echinodermata; Echinoidea; Camarodonta; Strongylocentrotidae.